This is a messenger RNA of Salmo salar (Atlantic salmon), 3736 nucleotides long. Lineage: Eukaryota; Metazoa; Chordata; Actinopteri; Salmoniformes; Salmonidae. The record is from RefSeq and is a predicted model, not a curated record.
AACAUCUAAAAGUUGGAUGCGAUCCGCCAGAAGUAGAAGAAGAAGAAUCAGCUCUUUCACUGUGUCACUUUUUUCGUCAUGGCAGCUACCACCUGGGAAGACUCCGUCAAAAGUUUGAAAGGUGUGAUUUUAGACAUGUGCGGCGUGUUAUAUGAUGCCGGAGAAGACGGCGGCUCUCCAAUUCCAGGCUCCGUAGAAGCGGUGAAAAGGCUAAAGGCCUCGGAUCUGCAGCUGCGUUUCUGUACCAACGAGACCCAGGCCACACGGGAGGUGUUUGUAGCCGAGCUGCAGAGGAUGGGCUUUGAUAUCUCUGUGUGUGAGGUGUUCUCCCCAGCCCCGGCUGCCGUGGCUGUCCUGAAGGAGAGGGGGCUACGACCCCACCUGCUGGUCUACAAUGGUGUCCUCCCUGAGUUCGACAGUGUUGAGAAGACCAACCCAAACUGUGUUGUCAUAGGAGACGCAGCAGAGAAGUUCUCCUACCGGAACCUCAACGAUGCCUUCAGAGUUCUCAUAGCGCUGGAGAAACCAGUACUGUUCUCUCUGGGCCGAGGGAAGUACUACAAAGAGGACGAUGGCUUGAAACUGGAUGUUGGGGUUUACAUGAAGGCAUUGGAGUAUGCCUGUGAUGUAGAAGCUGAGGUCAUUGGGAAGCCAGACCCCAUGUUCUUUCAGAAAGUUCUGGAUGACAUGGGGAUUCAGUCACACCAGACUCUGAUGAUUGGUGACGAUCUGGUGAAUGAUGUGGGCGGGGCGCAACACUGUGGAAUGAAGGGUGUCCAAGUGAGGACAGGAAAAUACAGGCCCAGUGAUGAGAAGCACCCCACAGUAACAGCUGAUGGCUAUGUGGACAACCUGUCGGAGGCUGUGGAAACCAUCCUGAAGCUCCGGGGCCAGUGAGGAGAGGACCAGGAAGAACCACCUUCACCACCACAAUACACCACACACACACAACUACUUACUCUAGUACGAUCUGACAACAGGGAGUAACCCACUAACAUAGAGAGCCAUGGUGAGAUAGAGCCAAGAUGGAGGAGAUAGAAUAACACAGUCUUAGAGGAGAUAGAGCCAUGUUGGAUCCAAGAUGGAGGAGACAGAAGAACACAGUCUUAGAGGAGAUAGAGCCAUGUUGGAGCCAAGAUGGAGGAGAUAGAGCCAUGUUGGAGCCAAGAUGGAGGAGAUAGAAGAACACAGUCUUAGAGGAGAUAGAGCCAUGUUGGAGCCAAGAUGGAGGAGAUGGAAGAACACAGUCUUAGAGGAGAUAGAGCCAAGAUGGAGGAGAUAGAAGAACAGUCUUAGAGGAGAUAGAGCCAAGAUGGAGGAGAUGGAAGAACACAGUCUUAGAGGAGAUGGAGGAGAUGGAAGAACACAGUCUUAGAGGAGAUAGAGCCAUGUUGGAGCCAAGAUGGAGGAGAUGGAAGAACACAGUCUUAGAGGAGAUAGAGCCAAGAUGGAGGAGAUAGAAGAACAGUCUUAGAAGAGAUAGAGCCAAGAUGGAGGAGAUGGAAGAACACAGUCUUAGAGGAGAUAGAGCCAAGAUGGAGGAGAUGGAAGAACACAGUCUUAGAGGAGAUAGAGCCAUGUUGGAGCCAAGAUGGAGGAGAUGGAAGAACACAGUCUUAGAGGAGAUAGAGCCAAGAUGGAGGAGAUAGAAGAACACAGUCUUAGAGGAGAUAGAGCCAUGGAGGAGAUGGAAGAACACAGUCUUAGAGAAGAUAGAGCCAUGUUGGAGCCAAGAUGGAGGAGAUGGAAGAACACAGUCUUAGAGAAGAUAGAGCCAUGUUGGAGCCAAGAUGGAGGAGAUAGAAGAACACAGUCUUAGAGGAGAUAGAAGUUAAUAACCUCAUGGUCAGAGGACAGCUAGUUAGGUAAGUUAAUAACCUCAUGGUCAGAGGGCAGCUAGUUAGGUAAGUUAUUAACCUCAUGGUCAGAGGGCAGCUAGUUAGGUAAGUUAAUAACCUCAUGGUCAGAGGGUAGCUAGUUAGGUAAGUUAAUAACCUCAUGGUCAGAGGGUAGCUAGUUAGGUAAGUUAAUAACCUCAUGGUCAGAGGGUAGCUAGUUAGGUAAGUUAAUAACCUCAUGGUCAGAGGACAGCUAGUUAGGUAAGUUAAUAACCUCAUGGUCAGAGGACAGCUAGUUAGGUAAGUUAAUAACCUCAUGGUCAGAGGGUAGCUAGUUAGGUAAGUUAAUAACCUCAUGGUCAGAGGGCAGCUAGUUAGGUAAGUUAAUAACCUCAUGGUCAGAGGGCAGCUAGUUAGGUAAGUUAAUAACCUCAUGGUCAGAGGGUAGCAAGGUAGGUAAGUUAUUAACCUCAUGGUCAGAGGGUAGCUAGUUAGGUAAGUUAAUAACCUCAUGGUCAGAGGGUAGCUAGUUAGGUAAGUUAAUAACCUCAUGGUCAGAGGGUAGCUAGUUAGGUAAGUUAAUAACCUCAUGGUCAGAGGGCAGCUAGUUAGGUAAGUUAAUAACCUCAUGUUCAGAGGGCAGCUAGUUAGGUAAGUUAAUAACCUCAUGGUCAGAGGGUAGCUAGUUAGGUAAGUUAAUAACCUCAUGGUCAGAGGGCAGCUAGUUAGGUAAGUUAAUAACCUCAUGGUCAGAGGGCAGCUAGUUAGGUAAGUUAAUAACAUAAUGUUUACCUGAAGGUGCCUAAAGCCUGUAGCCUCUUGACAGACAGACAGACAGACAGACAGACAGACAGACAGACAGACAGACAGACAGACAGACAGGCAGGCAGGCAGGCAGGCAGGCAGGCAGGCAGGCAGGCAGGCAGGGUAUUAAGAGUAUAUUGAAAACCAUCCUAUAUUUUACAUAGUCAACUGCUUUAAAGUAUCAGCCAAUCAGCAACCCACCAGGUACAGCCCCACAGCUCUGAGGAGUCUGUCUACACACUGGGACACCAUUACUGUAAUAAAAACCUGAGAUGGAUUAGAUCUAGUGGACUGGGUCUAGUGGGCUGGGUCUAUAGUGGACUGGGUCUAUAGUGGACUGGGUCUAUAGUGGACUGGGUCUAUAGUGGACUGGGUCUAUAGUGGACUGGGUCUAUAGUGGACUGGGUCUAGUGGACUGGAUCUAGUGGACUGGGUCUAUAGUGGACUGGGUCUAUAGUGGACUGGGUCUAUAGUGGACUGGGUCUAGUGGACUGGAUCUAGUGGACUGGGUCUAUAGUGGACUGGGUCUAUAGUGGACUGGGUCUAGUGGACUGGGUCUAUAGUGGACUGGGAUCUAGUGGACUGGGUCUAUAGUGGACUGGGUCUAUAGUGGACUGGGUCUCUAGUGGACUGGGUCUAUAGUGGACUGGGUCUAUAGUGGACUGGGUCUAUAGUGGACUGGGUCUAGUGGACUGGGUCUAUAGUGGACUGGGUCUAUAGUGGACUGGGUCUAUAGUGGACUGGGUCUAGUGGACUGGGUCUAUAGUGGACUGGGUCUAGUGGACUGGGUCUAUAGUGGACUGGGUCUAGUGGACUGGGUCUAUAGUGGACUGGGUCUAUAGUGGACUGGGUCAUAGUGGACUGGGUCUAUAGUGGACUGGGUCUAGUGGACUGGGUCUAUAGUGGACUGGGACUAGUGGACUGGGUCUAGUGGACAGGAUCUAUGUACUGUGGAUUUAGCUGAAUAAGUGAAUGUUUUGGAUGUUGAUUUUCUCAUUUCUAAUAAUGAAACAUUGUAACAUGUAUAACAUUCAGACUAGAGGUUAGGACUUUGAUAAGGACGUUGUGCAAUAAAAAAAUCCCUGAUCCACUAA